This is a messenger RNA of Bacidia gigantensis, 6387 nucleotides long. RefSeq names its product Type I Iterative PKS. NCBI's taxonomy places the organism in Eukaryota, Fungi, Ascomycota, Lecanoromycetes, Lecanorales, Ramalinaceae. Bases 1 to 6387 code for a protein of 2128 amino acids. Gene Ontology annotation, molecular function: phosphopantetheine binding; 3-oxoacyl-[acyl-carrier-protein] synthase activity; fatty acid synthase activity. The record is from RefSeq and is a predicted model, not a curated record. Gene Ontology annotation, biological process: fatty acid biosynthetic process. The transcript is spliced from 5 exons.
AUGACUGAAACAAAAGAGAUCCUCCUCUUUGGAGAUCAAACCAACCCGUUUGAUGAUGGUAUACGCAAGCUAUUUCAACGCAAAGACAACAUCUUUGUGGAAGCGUUCUUGAAAAGAGCAACUUUUGCUGUCAGGGAAGAGAUUGGGAAAUUGCCGUCUUUAUUGCGGGCCGAAUUCCCUCGAUUCAGCUCUAUUCUUGACCUCUUGACGCGGUACAGGAAAAUCCAAGACAAUCCCGCCCUCGAAGGAGCAUUGACUUGUGUCCAUCAGAUCGCAACGUUCAUAGCCUAUUAUGGCGAAGAAGCACGAGUAUACCCGUUGGCUUCCGGUUCAUACUUCAGUGGCCUUUGUACGGGACUACUUGCAGCAGCAGCCAUCAGCUCUGCUCAUGCUGUCUCGGACCUCAUUCCUGUUGCAGUGGAGACGGUGCUGAUCGCCUUUCGGACCGGUCUCCGUACCCUACAAAUGCGUGAUCGGAUCUGUAGAAGGUCAACGAAGCAUGACUGGUCUGUAGUCGUCUCAGGAAUAGACGAAGGCACAGCUACACCUGCGCUGCGAGAAUUUUCGCAAAUUAACGGUGUCCCAAAAUACUCAGAGCCAUACGUUAGUGCCAUCAACGCAAACAGCGUCACAGUGAGUGGCGGUCCACAAAUACUUGAAAAGCUGCUGCAACAUCAACCAUUCGUCGCUCAAAAAACAAAAUUUGUGCCCGUACAUUCACCAUAUCAUGCUCCACAUCUUUACAAGGAAAAGGACAUCGAUGCCAUUUUCGCACAAAGCUCUAGCGAUGUUUACACAACUUACGUUCCCAAAAUUCCAAUAAUUUCUAGCACGACCGGAGAAAUCGUCCAGUAUAGCAGCUUUGGCGAGCUCAUUCGGGCUUGCCUACGCGAGAUCCUUCUCCAGCCCUUUAAUUUCGAGAAGGUCUUCCAGGCUUGCGAUCAGAUAGCAAAGUCGUCCGACGCGAUAUGCAAUCUCAUUCCCAUUGCGACAAAUGCAAUCCAAGCCCUCAACUCUGCACUCCGUCAAGCUGGGAAUGCAGUCGAAGUCAAUGCCAUUGCCGGCGCUGUCCCACCAUGGGAGUCAUUGAAGACAGGCCGUCCUGAACAGUCAAAGAUCGCUAUUCUUGGCAUAUCCGGAAGAUUUCCAGAAGCGGAGUCUACUGAGGCGUUUUGGGACUUACUCUAUCAAGGGCUUGAUGUUCACCGAGAAGUCCCACCAGAGCGUUUCGAUGUAAAAACUCAUGUCGAUCCCACGGGCAAGAAGAAGAACACAAUGGCAACAUCAUAUGGGUGCUUCAUUCCGAACCCCGGUCAUUUUGAUGCCAGAUUUUUCAAUAUGUCGCCUAAGGAAGCUGCUCAAUGCGAUCCUGCUCAACGGUUGGCUCUGCUUACUGCUUACGAAGCUUUAGAGCAAGCUGGUUUUGUCGCAAAUCGAACACCAUCUUCGCAGCGUGAUCGUGUUGGCGUGUUCUAUGGUACCUGUUCAGAUGAUUGGCGAGAGGUCAAUGCGUCUCAAAACAUUGAUACAUACCAUAUUCCGGGUGGUAUUCGCGCUUUUGUUCCUGGACGCGUCAACUACCAUUUUAAAUUCUCGGGUCCUAGCAUAGAUGUUGACACAGCCUGUUCCUCGAGUCUUGCAGCUAUUCACACUGCUUGCAACGCUCUUUGGCAUGGUGAUUGCGAUACUGCCCUUACCGGCGGUACGAACGUCCUCACAAACCCCGACCUAUUUACUGGUCUAGAUCGUGGGCACUUCCUGUCACGGACAGGUAACUGCAAGACUUUCGACGAUGGCGCUGAUGGAUACUGCCGUGCUGAUGCUGUUGGCUCCGUUUUGCUCAAGAGACUGGAAGACGCUGAAGCCGAUAAUGACCCAAUACUUGGAGUGAUUCUCGGAGCUGGGACCAAUCAUUCUGCAGAAGCUGUCUCUAUUACCAGACCAGAUAUGGGAGCACAGGCCUCCCUUUUCGAUAAAGUACUCAAUCAGACCAACGUGGACGCGAAAGACAUUAGUUACAUCGAGAUGCAUGGUACGGGUACACAGCACGGCGAUGCCGUCGAAAUGUCAUCUUGUCUUGGUACAUUUGCGCCAGACGCCAAAUUUCGCAAGGAUUCACUGCACCUAGGCUCAGCCAAGGCUAAUAUUGGGCAUGCUGAGGCCGCCUCAGGAGUUUCUGGACUUAUUAAAGUUAUGCUCAUGAUGAGAGAAAACAUGAUCCCCCCACAUUGUGGGAUCAAAACCAAGAUCAAUCACAACUUCCCUAAAGACCUUACUCAGCGCGAUGUCCACAUUGCAUUCAAGCCAACUCCGUGGGAACGACCUGCUGGCAAGAAGCGUAGAGCCUUUCUCAACAACUUCUCGGCUGCUGGUGGCAACACAGCUCUACUGCUAGAAGACGCUCCCCACCGAAAGGUUGAAGACAAAAACCCACGACCUCUGCAUGUUGUUGCAGUUUCCGGGCGCUCUAUCAAUGCCGCUCAGAACAACGCCCAGAAUCUGAUCAAACACAUCAGCAGCAACCGUUUAUCUAUAGCAAGUUUAUCUUAUACUACGACUGCUCGUCGUUUGCAUAGUACUUAUCGCCUCAUGGUCAGUGGCUCUGACCUCGAUCAAAUUGCCACAAGCCUUGAGAAAGCAGCAAACGAGAGCAUCACCUCUAUCCCCGCUGCUCCUAAUCAUAUAGCGUUCGCUUUCACAGGUCAAGGCUCGCAGUAUUUAGGAAUGGGGAAGCAAUUAUACAAGGGUUUCUCCACCUUCUGGUCGUACAUGCAGCAACUUGAUUGUAUUGUGAGAUAUCAAGGGUAUACCAGCAUUUUACCAAUUAUCGAGGGCAGUCCAGAAGCAACCGAUAUCUCUCAGGUUUCUCCAGUCACUUCCCAGCUUGCAAUGACCUGUUUGCAGAUGGCUCUUGCAAGGCUCUGGAUAUCAUGGGACGUAAAUCCGAGCGUAGUCAUUGGUCAUAGUCUGGGAGAGUACGCUGCUCUCAAUGUUGCCGGUGUCCUGUCCCCUACUGACGCUAUCUAUCUCUGUGGUAAGAGAGCUACACUCCUUGUGGACAAGUGCAAGGCUGGCACGCACAGCAUGCUAGCUGUGAAAGCGUCUGCUUCUCGCAUAAGUCCAUUCAUCGAAGGCCAGCCUUGUGAGAUUGCCUGCAUCAAUGGGCCUGAGGAAACUGUGAUCAGCGGUACCAAUGAAGAUUUGGAUUCAUUUGCUCAGGAUCUUUCAAAUGCCGGUAUAAAGGCGACGAAACUUCGUGUGCCUUUUGCCUUCCACUCUGCUCAAGUCGAGCCGAUCUUAAAGGAGUUUGAAGAAUCUGCUCGUGGUAUCACCUUCAACAAGCCCUCGGUUCCAAUUAUCUCACCCUUACUCGGCAAAGUCAUCACUGAAGCUGGUACAUUUGGUCCGCAAUAUCUUGCAAGACAUUGCAGAGAAGCCGUCAACUUCCUUGGCGGUCUCUAUGCAGCCAAGGAAGCUCAUCUUAUCAACGACUCGGAUAUCUCGAUAGAAAUUGGGCCUCACACAGUGUGCUCAGGCAUGAUCAAGUCGACAUUCGGAGCUAAGUUCACAGCAUUACCAUCUCUGCGUCGCAAAGAGGAUACUUGGAAGCUCAUUUUGGGCACUCUUUCCACGCUUCAUGCCUUGGGCAGUGAGAUUAACUGGAAUGAAUAUCAUCGCGACCAUGAACAAUAUCAUGAGGUCUUACAGCUGCCCUCGUACAGUUGGGACCUCAAGAACCAUUGGAUUCAAUAUGCGAACGAUUGGUGCUUGUACAAAGGCGAUGCGCAACCUGCCAUCAUGGGCACAGAAAAUCCAAGCAAGCCAACAUUGUCUACAACCUCUGUUCAGAAAGUCGUUGAGGAGUCGGGGGACGACAAGGGGGCUUCCAUUACGAUUGAGUCGGAUAUUGCGGACGACGCACUGUAUCAGGUAUUGCAAGGGCACAAGGUUAACGGAGCGGCUCUCUGUCCAUCGACUGUUUGGGCUGAUAUUGCCUUGACCAUUGGCGAUUAUCUUGUCCACCGCUACAACCCCAAUAGCCGUAAUAGCUCGCUAGAUAUCGCGGAUAUGUCGGUUGUGAAGCCACUCAUUGCCAGCAAAGACCAAAGCACGCAGCUCGUUCGUGCAGUUGCCAAAGUCGACUGGUUCAUGAAUGCAGGGAGAGUCGAAAUAUUCAGCGUCAACACGGACGGCAAGAAGACAACGGACCACGCAUCCUGUGCCUUACGAUACGGCGAUGGCCACACAUGGCAAGCAGAAUGGCAGCGUGCUGCUUAUCUGAUUCAACCUCAACUCACGCGCUUACGUGAAGAUGUUGACACAGGAAAUACUAACCUCAUGAAGCGAGGCAUGGCUUACCGUGUCUUUAGCUCAAUGGUCGAGUAUGCCCCUGCAUUCCGUGGUUUCGAGGACGUCAUUCUGGAUAGCAAGGAGCUUGAAGGUACGGCGCAUGUCAAGUUUCAGACUUAUGAGGAACAAGAAAAUUUCUUAUUCUCCCCGUAUUGGCUUGAUUCUCUAGGACAUUUGUCUGGAUUUGUCAUGAACGGCAAUGAUGCUGUUGAUCUCAAGAAGACAGCUUACAUCAAUCAUGGAUGGGAGUCUGUCAAGUUUGCUGAUAUCCGGCAUUUCGAUUCCUCGACGACUUACCAGACAUAUGUGAAAAUGCAACCUUUCGAUGAUAGCACUUUCAUUGGUGAUGUAUUCAUAUUCAACGAAGCCAAGAUUGUCGGCCUUUACAAGGGUAUCAAAUUCCAAGGUAUUCCACGCCGUAUCUUAGAUAGUGUUCUGCCGCCUGCGAAUGGUGCCAGAUCGACUGCUUCACCCCCCAAAGUUGCACCAAAGAAGGCUGUGCAAGCGCCAAAGAAAGUCGAUCUCUCUCCAUCGCCUCCUGCAGGUCCUCCAGUGCUUGACCAAGCUAUGAAUAUCCUUGCGGAAGAGAUUGGCAUUUCUCGGGAAGAGCUUUCAGAUGAGACCGAAUUCAACGACAUUGGCGUAGAUUCACUGCUUUCCUUGACGAUCUCGGGAAGAUUCAAGGAGCAGCUGAACAUUGACACCGAGUCUUCUAUCUUCACAGAAUGCCCUAGCGUGGGUCACUUCAAAACAUACUUCUCGAAAACCCACAGCGGCGCUUCCACCGCAGCCCAGUCGACUGCACCAUCUACGCCGGCCAUCGGCUCCUCAGAUGACGGACAAGAGUUAGCCAACGACUCAGGUCUUACGACUCCAGACAGUGAGAACACGGAAGACGGACCAGCCGACAAGACAAUGUCCAUGAUAAAAGAAAUAAUCAUUGAAGAAACCGGUGUUGACAUAGGCGAACUCACUCACGAUGCCGACUUUGGCGAGCUGGGCAUGGACUCCCUCAUGAUCCUCACAAUCACAGGCCGUAUGCGAGAAGACCUCCCCCAGGUCGAAAUAUCCGACACCUUCUUCACCGACAACAGCACUCUCCACAAAAUCGCUGACACCCUAGGCCUCGCUCCGAAAGGAGAGAAGAUAGUCGCUCCUCCUGCUCCUGCACCUCAAGUCGUCUCCACCCCGCCCUCCGCGCCAGCCACCACAAAUACGCCUAAAUCAUCGUCCAUCCUCUUAUCAGGAAACCCCCAAACCGCCACCCAAACCCUCUGGCUCUUCCCCGACGGCUCCGGCUCCGCAACCUCCUACACCUCCAUGCCCGCCGCCUCCUCUACCAUCGCAAUCUACGGCCUAAAUUGUCCCUUCAUGAAAACCCCUGAGCAACUAACCUGUUCCCUCGAAGGACUCACAGCGCCCUACCUGACAGAAAUAAAGCGGCGCCAGCCAACAGGCCCAUACAAUCUCGGCGGCUGGUCCGCAGGCGGAAUCUGCGCCUACGACGCCGCCCAGACACUCACCUCUCAAGGCGACAAAGUUGAACGCCUCAUCUUCAUCGACUCGCCCUUCCCCAUCGGCAUCGACGCCCUCCCAGCUUCCCUCUACGAUUUCUUCAAAUCCGUCGGCCUCUUCGGCGGCGGCUCGCCCCCGGAUUGGCUGAUCAAGCAUUUCCUCUCCUUCACGCAGGCUUUGGACAAAUAUUCCGCGAAAGCAGUACCGUUCUCGCAGGGGCAGGGGCAGAGCGUGCCGAAAGCGCAUUUCAUCUGGGCGGCUGAUGGGGUGCUGAAGGAUACGGAAGGGAGGAAGCCCGAGGGAUAUACGAAUACGGCGGGGAAGGAUGGCAGGGAGAUGAGAUGGUUGCUGGAGCAGCGCUCGGAUUUCAGCACGAAUGGUUACGCUGGCUUGCUGGGUGGGGAGGAGAAUUGUAGAAUUGAGGUCGUGCAGGGCGCGAAUCAUUUCAGUAUGAUGGAGAGGAGGGAGAAGGCGAGUGAGGUUGCGGCGUUUUUGAGACGGAGUAUGGAGAGUGCUGCUUGA